CAUGUAGCAUCACAUAUUUUCACUUUCUUAUUGUAAACUCUCCAGUUCGUUAAUGCGUUAUCAACUAAGAUUUAUUAACCCAUUCUAAUAUCGUUUGAUUGUCACGAAAAUUCGAUAUUAUCAUUUUCAAUAAUACAUUAAUCAAUUAAUGUCAAAUUUUAAUUUUUUUAUUAACGCAUUACAAUAAGAUAUUGAAUAAUAUUCGUUCUACGAUUUCUUAUUAAAUUAAAUUUUUAACAAAACAACCAUUAAUUGAUAUCGUUUCAAGGAAUUUAUUUAUCUAGACGCUAAUAUGGUGAAAUUGUUUGCUAUGAGUGUGUUGUACAAAGGACCCAAUGAUUCAACGCUAUUGAAGUCUGCAUUUGAACUGCAGUCAUUUGGUUACUUUCAACGUAAAAGUGUGCAGGAAUUCAUGGGAUUUGUAACUAAAACCAUUGUAGAACGCACGGCAACCGCUGCUCGACAAUCUGUAAAAGAAAAAGAAUAUAUGUGCCAUGUUUAUGUACGGGCGGAUAAUUUGGCUGGUGUUCUAAUAUCUGAUGAUGAAUAUCCUCAUCGUGUUGCACAUACACUUCUAACAAAGACAUUGGAUGAAUUUUCUGCAAAAGUUCCAUCACAUAGUUGGCCAAAACUCAACGAAACACAAGUUACAUUCAAUGAACUAAAUGUUAUGUUAGCCAAGUAUCAAAAUCCUAAAGAAGCUGAUGCUAUGACAAGAAUUCAACAAGAUUUAGAUGACACAAAGAUCAUUUUGCAUAACACAAUAGAGGCUGUUUUGGAGCGUGGAGAAAAACUUGAUGACUUAGUUGCCAAAUCUGAAGGCUUAAGUAUGCAGUCUAAAGCAUUUUACAAAACUGCUAAGAAAACGAAUGCAUGUUGUCGAAUGUAAUGAAAUUAAUGGUAACCAAUAUGAUUACUGGUUUAAGUAUAAACCUUUUUUUACUUGGUUAGUCAAUAAAAAUGUGACUACUUAUAAGGAUAUACAAAAAAAAUAUUUAGGCUUAUUAUUAUUACAUUCCGAUCCCUUCCCAAUUUAUAUUUUAUAUUAUAAUCAGGGAAAAAGUGUGUUCAUUACUUUUUAUCCACAUUUGGGGACAUGAUCAAUUUUUUGUAAUAAACACAAUUUAAAAAUAUAUAUUUUAACAACAACAAUAAUGAAUUUAAUUUAAAAUUUAAACCAAUUUGAAAUUAUUUAUUGAAAUAAAAAUCAAUCUUAUUAAUUAUUCUAUUAUUCUAUUUUAAGUAAUAGUAGAUCCAGCUACAUUAAUCUGAUUAAACUAGCUUAGCCAUAAAUAGAAUUAAAUCAAAUGCAUUUUAUCUAUAAUUGAUUUAUUAAUUAUUUUAUAUACCAUAAUAAUAUGUAAAUUAUUAAUUUAUGAAAUAAAAAAUUUAAUUACAUAUACUGGUAAUAGUUAAUUUUCUUUUAUAAAUUAUGAAUGUUUUGUUUAUUUCUGGAUCUGCUUUUUUAACUUGCAAAAGAAAAUUUUUAUAGAAAAUGUUUUUAGUUGUAAAUUAUUGUAAAUGUAUCACAAUUAUCCAUGACAUUCUUUGAUAAAUUAUUGUUUAGUCAUAUGUGAAUUUAUACUUCAGCGGUCAUAUACAUUUUAUUUAAUCUAGUUAAAACAUUAUAGCUGCCAGAGCUUGUAAUUCUCCAAGAAAUGUGGGAUCUUGUGAUUUAAGGAAAAACAAACAUUUAAACAACACUGAUUUAAAUAUAUAUCCAGUCAAUUAUUUUUAACAUCUGUAUUAAAAAGAGAAUUAAGAUAAAAAUAAUUUGAAAAUUUAACUUGAUUUUGCCAUUGCAUAUUCAGAAGUAAUUCUUAAGAUUUUACCAGUUUCUACCAUUUAUAAUUGAAGAAUAUACAUGUUCAUUAAGUGAAGAACCGAGAAACUGUUAAAGCUGUAUUUUUUUUAUUUAUAAUAUUUUAUUGUUGUUAAAAAAAAAAAAAAAAAAAAUUAAAAAAAAAUUAACUUAUUUAUAGUUAAUAAAUUGUUUGAUCUUUUUUUAAUUAUUAUAAUUAUUAAUAGCUUAAAUCAUUUAAUCCAUAAUAGCAGCUAUUCUAUUAUUAUAUUAUGUACAAUGUGACAGUGACGUAUAUAUGAAGGAAGGCCUUGGGACAUGUACUAUACUAAACUUUAGAUUUAAUUUUAAUAUAAUAUGAAAAAUAUAACCAUCACAAUCACAAACAUUUAAUUAGAUCCUAAUGAAAAUAAUUCUUAUAUACGCCACUGCAAUGUGAUGUGGAUGUUUGGAUAUUAAAUAUUGUGAUAUUUUAUGUCAUGUAAUUUUUAACAAAACAGUUUUUUUUACAAUAGAACGGUUUUGUUCCUUGUAUAGGUAUACUUCCUAAUAUUCCCAAAUUAGACCUAAAUGUGGAUUUUUAAUAAAAAAUUUUUUAUGAAUUGUAAUUAUGUAUUUAAUUUCUUUAUUCAAUUUUAAUGUUUUGUAAAAUAGUUUGUUAUCUAUGAAGUUAGUAGUUAUUAUGCUAAAUAUUAUGUAAUAUAUUAAUUAUGGCGUUUUAUUGUUAUAUUUUGUGGAUUAUCCAAAUAUAUAUAAUAUAUUGAAUAUUGA
Molecule: messenger RNA, 2572 nt
Organism: Aphis gossypii (cotton aphid)
Lineage: Eukaryota; Metazoa; Arthropoda; Insecta; Hemiptera; Aphididae
Gene: Ykt6
Product: synaptobrevin homolog YKT6
Exons: 5
Coding region: 293-889 (198 amino acids)
Biological process (GO): endoplasmic reticulum to Golgi vesicle-mediated transport
Cellular component (GO): Golgi apparatus
Molecular function (GO): SNAP receptor activity
Source: RefSeq, a predicted model, not a curated record